Molecule: messenger RNA, 1956 nt
Organism: Bufo bufo (common toad)
Lineage: Eukaryota; Metazoa; Chordata; Amphibia; Anura; Bufonidae
Gene: CRLF3
Product: cytokine receptor like factor 3
Exons: 8
Coding region: 56-1357 (433 amino acids)
Molecular function (GO): protein binding
Source: RefSeq, a predicted model, not a curated record
CGGGACUUGUAGUUGAGCCGGAGUUUCCGCAGUUGAAGGCAGAGUGGGGCGCGGGAUGGAGCUGGACGGGCUGCUGCUGGAGGCGGAGGAGAGCAUGGCGGCGGCGCGGAACUACAAGGCCGAGCUGAAGCAGAGGCUGCUGGGACUGAGCCAGGCCAGGAGGCAGAUUACGGGCAGCGCGGUGCAGACCCGCGACGCUCUGCAGCAGCAUUUCCAGGAUAUGAAGAGCGCGGUUUCCAAGAUGCUGGACGAUCGGCUGCUCGCGCUGCUGCAGCAGGUGGACGCCAUUGAGCGCGAGAACAUCAAACCGCUGGACGACUGCCAGAAGCUGCUGGAGCUGGGGGUCAACACGGCGGACGGGCUGCUGCGAGAAGGAGAGGUCGCCCUGUCCUGUAAUGGUGGAGACGGCCAGGACUUGUGUAACUUCACCAACAAGGCUCUGCACAUCCAGCUGGACAGCCUCCCGGAAGUCCCCUCGCUGGUGGAGGUCCCCUGCCUCUCGGCUCAGCUGGACGACGCCUUCCUGUCGGUGGCCAGAGACCACAUCUCCCAGCAUGGGGCGGUAGCCUCCAGACCCCCGGUGCAGAUCGAGGAGCUGGUGGAGAGACCCGGCGGGAUCCUGGUGAGAUGGUGCAAGGUGGACGAGGACUUUGUGGCUCAGGAUUUUCGACUUCAGUUCCGGAAGAAUUCCUCCGGUCACUUCGAGGACGCCUACGUGGGCAUCGAGUGUGAGUUCAUUGUGCUUCACAUCGACCCCCACAUCGACUAUCAGUUCAGGGUCUGCGCCCGGGGCGAUGGUCGUCAGGAGUGGAGUCCAUGGAGCGUGCCGCAGCUGGGUCACACCUCCCUGAUCCCACACGAGUGGAGCCCGGGACUGGACGGUUACAGCCUGAGCAGCCGCCGCAACAUCGCCCUGCGCAACGACGCACCACAGCAUGGCCUCCUCUACUCCAAAGCUGCCACCUACCACCCAGGUCAGACGCUGACUUUCAGGGUGGAGAGCAGCGGUGCCCCAGACCAGAGGGACAGCAUUGGAGUCUGUGUGGAGAAGGUGGACGGACUGGACUCCUUGCAGAGGGAUCGGGCCGUGUGUAUCAGCUCCAGUGGUGCAGUCUAUGUGAACGGUAAGGAGAUGACCAAUCAGCUGCCGCCCGUCUCCUCAGGAUCCACCAUCACCUUUGACAUGGAGCUGGUCAGCCUGGGAGCCAACAAUGAGGGGCCACUCCAUAGGCGCAGAGUUACAAUUGGCUCUGGAAAUCGGGAGGUCGUCUUUGAUUGGCUGUUGGAGCAGUCAUGUGACUCUCUUUAUUUUGGAUGCUCAUUUUUCCACCCGGGCUGGAAGGUUCUGGUGUUCUAGUUGUCAGUGCAGGAUGGGUACUGACCAGGGCAGAGGACUCCCCCACAGGGUUAGUUGCAAUUAUUCUACACUGCAGUGAUCCCUGGCCCCGCCCCCAUAGACAUGAGCGAAUCACAGCCCUUUCCUUCCUCCCUGCUUCUACAGUCCUGUGCUCACAGCAGCCUCAGCACAGGCUCCUCAGGUAGACAAUGCCGAUGGUUCGCUUCUGUGUAACGGUCAAAGACUGCCGCCAUCUUCCAAUGAUCGGGGAUCAGCGGUGGUCCACUGCUUCUCAUUACCUCCAGUAUUAUCGGGUGUUGGGGUGCCCCCUCUCGGUGCACCUCCAGACUGCAGCUCAGGGCUUAUUUUUUUUAAUGAAAUUUUUGUAUUUUUAUAGACGCGGCUUUAGCUUCUGUAUUUCCUUGUGGAGCUGCUGCCCAUACGGUAUAAACCUUACUCCACAGCUGUCCGAUGGGGGCAGUAGUCUUACCUGGAUGGAGCUCCAGCCACCCCUAGUGGUGGAUGGCACAGGGGAGAUGGUUUUUGUGACCCCAGGGCUUUUCUUCAGAGCAGACUGUUUUUAUUACCAAGAUGAAUAAAGAUUUUAAUUUUUGACUGUG